Symsagittifera roscoffensis is the source of this 426-nucleotide messenger RNA. RefSeq lists its product as uncharacterized. The coding region runs from base 1 to 426 and encodes 141 amino acids. Gene Ontology annotation, biological process: DNA integration. NCBI's taxonomy places the organism in Eukaryota, Metazoa, Xenacoelomorpha, Acoela, Convolutidae. The transcript has a single exon. Gene Ontology annotation, molecular function: nucleic acid binding. The record is from RefSeq and is a predicted model, not a curated record.
AUGACAGCCACGGGCUACAAUCAAGUGCUGGUAAUGGUUGAUCAUUUCAUGAAAUACGCAGAGGCAGCACCCUGCAUGACAGCAUCAGCGGAAGAAACUUGCGAUCACUUGGUAUAUGUAUGGAUAGCGAGACACGCCUGCCCCAUCACAUUCCAAUCAGACCGUGGCAAAGCAUUCGUGGGUGAUCUCACGAAGGAGUUAACGAAGAUGUCGUUGGUGGCACAGGCCCACUCGACCACUUAUCACCCACAAACGAAUGGCCUAGUUGAAAGGCAAAAUUGCACGUUGGUAUCCAUGUUGAGAGUUUUUUGCUCACGCUACAUGGAAGACUGGGAUAGAAACUUGCCGCAAGUGAUGGGCGCUUAUAACAGCACAGAACACUCCACCACGGGAAUAAGUCCGCAUAUGAUGCUAACUUCCCAUUAA